AUGCCUGCUGUUGUGCUUGAUGGGUUGGAAAAGGAUGGUGCUGGCGAGCCACUUUGUGGGCAAAGCCGAAAUGUCAAAACCAGGAUUUUGAAUCUUAUGGAACGCCUGUCACCCUCGCCCUUUAAAGAGGUCGAGCCCAUUUCGGAAUUGCCCUCACUGUCCACAGCCGCAUCUUCUGCUGAUUUAUAUCCAAAGCCUCCCAUGAAUAAGGUGGUCGGGUGGCAACCUGAUUUGGAUCCAAUUCAAGCCCUCUCCCCAUCCCAAGUCAAUUGCGACCCUUUUUCGAUAUCCUUCUACAGAGUCCCACCAAUCUCUGCCUUCCCACCAAUACCAAGUCAGCCGGCUUCUACUGCUUCUAACUUCGGUCAUAUUCCUGCUGCUCCGAAAUACGAACCAGCUCCAGAUUCAACGCAUCUGGAUCCGACGCCAAGAGGAGUAAGCGAAUCUCCUUAUCAUUCUCGUCUGUUUGCAGCUCCGACAUGCAAUCCGGGAGGCCAACCUUGGCUAGCAGAUCUUUUUGCUGAGUCUACUCGCCAUGAUGGUUCUGUCAGAGACAGAUUUGCUGGAGAUCAUCACAUAUCCGGUCGCCAAUCGGGCAUUUCCGUUCACAGUCAUAGCGAGAGCUUCAACAACAGCCAUACUAGCAGCGGCAUUGACGGCUUCUCCAGUAGAGGGAUCCCUAGAGCUAUUGGGAAUCAGAGGACCUCGGUGUACAUGCAGCGGACGUCGCCUGGGCUAUGCAAGCUUUUUAAGAAAGUUAAAGAUAUGGAACGGCGCCUUGCCAACCUCGAAGCAUUAAUUUCAUAUACCCGACACAAGCCGAACUGUGGACAGGAUUGUGGCUGUCCCUCACAGGUCGAAUGGGCUGGAAUGGACGUGGCCAGCAGGGCGAGUCGAAAGCGACGGAAGGUUGAGCAGCAACAGCCCGAAAGCCCAUCGGAGGACGAAAGAUUUGAUGAUUAUUAA
Pyricularia grisea is the source of this 966-nucleotide messenger RNA. RefSeq lists its product as uncharacterized. NCBI's taxonomy places the organism in Eukaryota, Fungi, Ascomycota, Sordariomycetes, Magnaporthales, Pyriculariaceae. The transcript is spliced from 3 exons. The coding region runs from base 1 to 966 and encodes 321 amino acids. The record is from RefSeq and is a predicted model, not a curated record.